This is a messenger RNA of Eubalaena glacialis (North Atlantic right whale), 2045 nucleotides long. RefSeq names its product survival motor neuron domain containing 1 (gene SMNDC1). The record is from RefSeq and is a predicted model, not a curated record. Gene Ontology annotation, biological process: regulation of alternative mRNA splicing, via spliceosome; mRNA processing. The coding region runs from base 198 to 914 and encodes 238 amino acids. Gene Ontology annotation, molecular function: RNA binding. Gene Ontology annotation, cellular component: precatalytic spliceosome; nucleus; cytoplasm. The transcript is spliced from 6 exons. NCBI's taxonomy places the organism in Eukaryota, Metazoa, Chordata, Mammalia, Artiodactyla, Balaenidae.
ACCCGCCUCCUCUAUUCCUCCUUCCAGUGCCCGGCUUUAGCCCUCUCCCGCUCGCCGCUGAGUGAGGUAUUCUUUUCCACACCGAGUCGCCUAGUUGUCGCGGCGGAGCUUUUGCUUGCUGCUGCCGCUGUCGCAACCACCACUGGGCUCCUUUGCCGCGACCCCGUCCCGCCGCCACGCCCCCAGCCCCACACAAGAUGUCAGAGGAUCUAGCAAAGCAACUGGCAAGCUACAAAGCUCAACUCCAGCAAGUUGAAGCUGCGCUGUCUGGAAAUGGAGAAAACGAAGAUUUGCUAAAAUUAAAGAAAGAUUUGCAAGAAGUUAUAGAACUAACCAAAGACCUUCUGUCAACUCAACCUUCUGAAACGCUGGCAAGUUCAGACAGUUUUGCUUCUACUCAGCCCACUCAUUCUUGGAAAGUAGGAGACAAGUGUAUGGCAAUCUGGAGUGAAGAUGGACAGUGUUAUGAAGCGGAGAUUGAGGAGAUAGAUGAAGAAAACGGCACCGCUGCAAUCACUUUUGCUGGCUAUGGCAAUGCUGAAGUGACUCCACUGUUGAACCUCAAGCCUGUAGAAGAAGGAAGGAAGGCAAAGGAGGACAGUGGCAACAAACCCAUGUCAAAAAAAGAAAUGAUUGCCCAGCAGCGUGAAUAUAAAAAGAAGAAAGCUUUGAAAAAAGCACAGAGAAUAAAAGAACUUGAACAAGAAAGAGAGGACCAGAAGGUGAAAUGGCAGCAGUUCAACAACAGAGCCUAUUCUAAAAACAAAAAAGGCCAGGUAAAGAGGAGUAUUUUUGCUUCACCUGAGAGUGUAACUGGCAAAGUUGGAGUAGGAACUUGUGGAAUUGCUGAUAAACCUAUGACACAGUAUCAAGAUACCUCUAAAUACAAUGUUAGGCAUUUGAUGCCUCAAUAAUCAGAAAAACUGUUGGAUUUCAUCUCUGCAGGGCUUUACAUUUACCUUUUUAUCCUUAUAUUUUUCUAAAGGUAAAUUAUUUGUUAGACGAGUAAGGAAGAUACCAUUGUCGUCAUUGUUUGACUUCAGUAGAAUGAAACUUGAAGAAAUUGUAUUUGAUAACUGCUAUUCAUUUAAACUUUUUUCAUUACUACUACCAGUUUCCUCAAAGUUUGUUGGAUAAAGCAACUUUUCUAGAUAGAUGCUGAAUAAAUACAGCACUUAGAUGAAUUAUUGAUCUUUCUAGUAUCAGGCCCCCACUUAAUGGAUGGCAUAUACGCUUUGUAAGGUUCUAACUGGGAAUUUUCAGAUGCUUUGAACUUGCCACAUAUUCUAGCAAUUCACUGGAACAUCAAGGCAAAAUACCAACCUGCUAAAGAGAACUUCUCUUCAUUUUUUUUUUAUCUUCAGCUUAAGCCUAGCUGUUGCCCAGUUAACCUAAAAGUAGGUUAAUUUGUAAAUGGCAGAGUUUUUUUUGAGGUUUUUCUCAACUUGUUUCCUAAGCCUAUUAGGCCAUCUCUAAAAUUGAUCCAGCUCUGUAUUCUUUUCAUUGAAUUUUAGUUUUAUGUAAGAAACCAUGUUUAGGACCAGCUACCUUUUCUAAUGUUUUUUUUUGUUUUUUGUACAUUUGCUUUCCUCCUGUGUUGAUUUUCACUUAUGGUAGUGGUACCAUUUUUUGGAUGUGUAAUGUUUAUAUGAGAAAACAAAAAGCUGAUGUAUAGCCCUGUAUACAAUGUAGAUACUAUUUUUGUAAAAAACCAAGGCUAAAUUAAUGAACAAGAGUACCGAAUGUUUCAUCAUUAAAAACUUACUGUAUUUCUUGUGCAUUAAUCUGACCAUAAUUUCCCUGUAUAUUAUGUUCACGUAGCUGGGUUUGUAAUUUUUGUUAACUAGAUCAAGUUGUCAGCAUUUGUUGGUAAGUGAACAUCACAAUUAUCCUGAGUUGAGUUUAAGCCAAAUGUAUGCGUAGAAAAGGGUCUUCCUAUUAAUGGAAGAUGGUGAUUUUUAAGAUGUGUAUUAAUUUCAGUUUUUGUAUGUUUAACUUUUAUUAAAUAAAGUGUUUUUAAAAUCUCCAGGGUGUGUUAACAGAAA